UCUCAUAAUUUCACUGUUAAGACCUUCACCUACUUUUCAAGAGAAAAGAGUUUCCACAUCGCUGGAUAGCGGAGAACACACUUAACAACAGUCCCAUUUCCGCUGUCGCCGACGCCGCUGAUUUUUCCGCUUUCGUUUCCCUUUCCUUUCAAUUUAGCAUCCACUGAAAUUCUCCUUUCGAUUCUGGAAAAGCCCUAAGAUUUCACUAUGAAUUUCUUCAAGUCUGUAUUCGCGGACGACCCAGAGCCGCCAAUCUCCAAACAGGAAUCGGAAUCUGUCGAGCGCGGAGACCUUGAGCCCGAUUCCCAUCCGAAGGAACCCGAUUCGGAUCCAAACCCUAGCAAUAGUCGGUGGAACUUCGGGAGUCUGAUCAAAACUCUAGCUACCAGAUCCGAGUCCGUGAUCGAGACCUACCGACGGGAUCUCCAGGAGUUCGGGACGGGUCUGAAGAAGGAGAUCGAGGUGGCGCAGGGCUCGCUGGAGACGGUAGGGCACGCAUUUGAUGAAUUUGGGAACUCCGUCUUGAAAGGGACAGCUCAGAUCAUUGCUCAAGGAAAGGACGCGAUCCUUGCCGAGGAUAACGAAUCCGAUUCUUCUUCUUCAGAUACCCUAAACACUCAACGGAGCUUGAACUCGAAAAGGUACAGUCGGUUUGAUGCUCAGGUUCGGGCAGUUCAGGGCGAUAUCAAUACCUUCUCUGAGGAGCCUGAUGAUUUGGAGGAUUAUAGUAAGUGGCGAUCAGGGUUUGUUUUGGAGGGGAAGGAGGAGGAAACUGAGGCAUUGUUGGAGGAGAAUGGGGAAAUGAAGAAUAUCUAUAAAAGGGUUGUACCAAGUAGUGUUGAUCAUGAUACUUUCUGGUGUAGGUAUUUCUACAGGGUAUUCAAGCUUCAGCAAGCUGAAGAUUUGAGGGCUAAUCUUGUGAAGAGAGCAAUUUGCAGAAAAGAGGAGGAGGAAUUGAGUUGGGAUGUUGAUGAGGAGGAGCAUGCAGAAGAAGAUGAGAGAAAUUUGGUUCCAAAAUCCAAUUUAAAGAAGGAAGAAGAUAUGGGUAGCAGAUAUUCUGAGAAAAUUGUGAAGUUGGAAGCCAAAGAAGACUCAAUAGGCAAUUCAUCAGAGAACAAAUUGGGUAACGAGGAAUCUGAGCAAAUUGAGACUGGAAAGGGAAAGAAUGUCUUCGAGGAACCCCAGUUAGCUAGUUCUGCUGUUGUUGAGGAGAAGGGAGACAAGAUGAUGGCUGAUGUGAAUAAAGAAGACAAGGUUAGUGUUAGUGAAUCAAAUGUGAAUCAAGUGGAGAAGAUUGCUGUGGUGGAUAAGGAAGAUUCAGUACUGAAAUCCGAUGAGAAAGUGGCUUUGGAAGGAAAGGCUGAUAAUGGGGAGCCUAGUAAUAGUAAAGAUAGUGACUUUUGUGUUAUAUCAACAUCAAGCCAACCAUCAAUGCCAGAAGAUGAAGACCUUGGUUGGGAUGAGAUUGAGGAUUUGAGCUGCAUUGAUGAUAAGAAAGUGUCUGCAGGUGGAAGUUCGAGCCCCAAAAUAACUGAUCUGCGGAAGCGGCUGAAUGCUGCAGAAGAGGAGGAAGACUUGAGCUGGGAUAUUGAAGAUGAUGAUGAGCCAGCUAAGGCUUGAUGCUAAAUGUGAAGUAUGUUUUAGUUUUACCCUAAAAACGUCAAUUUAUUGUAUCAUUUUCUUUUAAUUUUUCUUUCUUCCCUCCAUAUUUGUCCAUAUAAGUGCUGUAUUGGGGAGAAUCGUUUCCCCCUUUGGGUUGAAAUGCAAGUAUCUUUAUACCACUGUACUUUUGGUGCUUGAAAUGAAAUUGAAGCAACUGC
Rubroshorea leprosula is the source of this 1820-nucleotide messenger RNA. NCBI's taxonomy places the organism in Eukaryota, Viridiplantae, Streptophyta, Magnoliopsida, Malvales, Dipterocarpaceae. The record is from the annotation of a GenBank genome assembly.